AUUUCUAUUCUUUUGUCAAAAUGCUCGACCAGCGUGCUGCCGAAUGGAAUAGAGAUAACGCCUCCUCCCUGGUUCCGCCCGACAUUUUGCAGAAAGCUAAGCUCGACGCGUUGGCGUACUGUGUGCGGCGCAACUUCGGGGGAAUCUCGGCUGAAAUGGAGAAUAUGGCGCAGGCCCAGCUGCUCCAUCACCUAAAUCGGGGCAUCGAGCCUGUUGCUGUUGAAGGUGCGGAGGCGGCAGAAAGCGGACAAGAGCAGCUGAGCCACGAGCAUCUAGAUGGCCUUAAACUUGACGCGCUUCUGCAAGAUAACCUUCAACAGCCCGACCCUGACGGCAAACACCCAGUCCGCUACCCACUCAUUAUGCCUCGCGGCAAGACCACAGGCAGCUUGGGCGUGGUAAAUGUGUUGCAGGCGAAAGGCAUUCUCGAGAAAGAGGUAGCGAUCGUGUUUGGGAGUAGCUUUCCGGAAGAUGGGUCUCUUGCGUUCCUGAAUCGCUGCAUUGAUAAAGUCAAGCAUGGACUCGAAUCUGGCGAAGUGGUUGUGUUGGUAAACGCUGCGAAGAUUUACGAAGCGGUGUAUGACGCCCUUAACCAGUACUACACGGUAUUUGCCGGGCAAAAGUACGUCAACCUGGGCCUCGGUAACGACCACACGAAGGUGCAAGUGGCGAGCACAGCGAAGCUGGUUAUUUUGGAGCCAGAGCCGCACUUACUGGAUACCCCUCUACUGAAUCGCAUGGAAAAGUACGGUCUCUCCCCCAAAGAUCUACUGACUCAUGAGGAGAACGAAGUUCUUCAAUCUGUCAGACUGAAGCUACGAGCUUUCAUCCCACAACACAUGGUGCUCGCACCGGAGAAGAUUGCGCACUUUUCUGCUGACGAGACAUUACCGCUGCUUGCCAUGGAGGAGUUGGUCACGCAGCGCAAUAAAAUGGCUCUCAUGAUGAAGGCGUCGACGACACGUUCUUUGAAAGACGCCGCUACAGAAAGCUCCAUCAGGCGACUGUUUGAAAACAUGUACCCCGAUACAGUCAUAGCAGUCCUGCAGCAGAGCUUUUGCCUUGCAAGUUCGCGUGCAAAAGAGUGGUGGCUGGUGCAUCAACAUCGAUCAGCAGGACAAGAACUGAAGAUGCAACAGAAGCCGAGCUUUGAACGAGAACUGUAUCGGACGUAUUUUGGUGACCCGGAAAAAGCGGAGGACAAACGCACACUGGCGGAUCUCCUUCUUGCGCCCCUGGAAGAACACGCUUCGUCGCCUUCCUGGGUCAGCACUUACAGUGUCAUACUCGACUCUUCAAAGCGCCAACUCGGUGUAGCUGCCGCUUCUGCAACUGCAACGCCUACUUCCCUCGUGGGGACCGCGGCCAGGACCGGCGCGUCCGAGAACGAGACUGCUCCUGACCCCGGCCCGCCAACGCGUGUGAAUGUGCAGCGCGUUCAAAUAACCACCUUCUCCAGUGCCCUUAAUCCGAACUACGUGGGCAGUUUGAUGGGCCUGAAGCAACUACGGGUCGACUUGCGAAGUCUUCGAGAGGUGCGUGCGUCUGCUGAUCUAUCGCACAUUGUGCGGGUGUUUUUGCGAGAGUCCCACGAAAAGCACCAUAAAAGCCUUCGAAAGAAGCGCUCGACCCGUACGAGCAAGACCAGGCGCCACGUCCUUUUGCUGAAAGCGGACCCCGACACGGUGCACCUGAUCGAAUCCGCGCGACACGCCCUCGAGGCCGACCUCGAGCGCUUCUUCCAAGAGCACAGAGCUGAUGGUCCCGUUUCUGACGAGCCUGGCGCGGGCCGCACUGUGUUACCCUCGGACCGUGGUACCGCGAUCUUGCGAUCGGCUCCCAGUGCUGGCGCUGAUACUGGCUUUGCGACCAGCGCGCCAGGAGAUAGGGCACACAGCACCGACCUCGCCGCUCCUUUCCUGUCCGCUCCUGUUGGUGCACUUGCGAGCGCGCACGAGAAGCCGUUGGACAUAUCUAUCGUGUUCUUGGUCCAGCUAACGGGCGCUGUCGACAGCAACGCUACAGUGCCGUACGUAGUGCAGCCAAACGGGUGGCGCGUGGCUCAUCUUGACGAUGCUUCCGUCAGUGGUGAAGACGCCACAGGUGACGGUCAGAUUCUACCCAGUCUUAAGAAGCUCAUCCAGCUUCGCACUAUGUCGAAUGUCUUACAUGAAAGCAUCGUGGGUAGUGGUGAACCCAAAUUGUUGACGUCCCUACUGCAACGGGUCCUCCAUGGCGCGGUGGUCGAGAUGAGUGACCAAGCAGGAUUGCAGCGGAACACGGGGCAACAGACGGCCGCGCAGGCCGCGAGAGAUUCUCCUGCAUUCCUUCUGAACUCUUUGCUCAAGCUCGCAGAUAAAAACUCCGAGGUCGGCGCGACAUUCGCGAAGUUCGUUUUUAGCCAGGUCGCGACUCAGAACACCAGAAAAGACGACGAGAAAUCGUCUUGGUUGGUCGCCGCCGCAGAAAAGCGGACGAAAAAAAGGAAAACUGUCGUCGGAGGUAGUGGCAGCCUGCGGGCCGCUGUGAAUAUUACUACAACGACAUUUCACAACGACCUGGAAUCUUACUUCCUUGACGAGCUGGCAAAGCGCGUCGGGAGGCUAUUGGGCCAGCUCAAUCGCAAUGGGAACUUGUUGCUAAACAUCUCGUCCAUGGUUCGCGGCCAGGUGUCGAAUCCAGCAGAGCCUUUGAGUUCUCAGGGCGUCGUUGGCGGAGUCGCGCCUCCAUCUUCCGGCACCGCAGAGGCAGUUGGACCGUCUGCACUUUCGCCGGAGACCCAGGUGCAAAGUGACCGAAGAGCCCUAUUCUUCGCAUGCACCAAGCUGCUCCAGUGGGGAAAUUCGAACACGGCGCAGUCGAACGACAUCGCGGCAACUACAGCUGUGGAAUCGUUACGAUUUCCAUUUUUUGCACAUGUUUUUCAGCACCUCAGUGAUCAGUUCGAGACACUGGCUCGCCGGAACCUGAACGCAGGUCGCAGGAACGACAGCGAGGUUGCAAGCCUGUAUAGGUCUUUUCGAGCCAUAGUUUCGGAGCUGAAAGUUCCCAAGCUGCCCCUUUCCUCGCAGGGCGAUAUGCCGAUUAACGAGGAACUCGCGGUCGAUCUUUUCAUCGGCGACCUGACAGAAAUGAUCGUCGCGGGAGAACGCGACGUGCGGGAGGCUCUGCGACCUGUAGAAGAUAGGCAGGGGCUGCUGGGACAGUUGCUUAGAGGUGAAGCUAUUGCACUGAACAAGCAUGGUGCUAAAACCAGCGAGAUCGGAGCAGCAGUAGAAGGAGAAGGAGGCAUAACCACCGGCGUCCGAGACAUCACGCUGCAGGAACUAGUUAUGAAGCUCGCGGAUCAUGUAUUUGUGUACCGUCUGUUCCUUGAUGACUUGCGCGCAAUCGCAAUGUACCUCGGAUUCCUUCGUGUCACCGUACGUGAACAGGUGAACUUGUUGAACGACCCAGAACCGCAACAGGCCGGAGUGGUGGGCGAGAAGGGAGUGAAAGGGCAAAAACAAAAAGAAGCUUUCGCGGGGCGCCACCGACCGCAACAAAAACCCCAAGCUGCAGCAUCACCUCGCGACCAUGGCCAGACCGAUCCCCGCGACCGCCUCAAGGCCUGGCGAAAGGAGCUCGCCAGCCGUGUGUUGCGGAACCUUAUGAAGGCGGACGCUAAGCAAGAUCCUGCGUGGCGCGACCUCACUCGAGACUCGCUAGUCCUGCAUCCCCUCAGCAUAGCCCACGAUCACAUCGCGAUCGCCGCGAUUGUGUCGAUUGUCCCAACCGGUUCCGCGUCCUCCGCACAAAAUGCUCAGCCUGAUAUGAAUGCCUUGAUGAGCGCCUAUCCCCACCGUUUUGAGGAGCUGUUGGCAUUCCAUACAACCCGCAUGGAGCAGCUAUUCAAACUUCUUAGCAAGGACUUGCUUCCCGUUGGCGAUGGCGGGAAUGUUCAUACCCCCAGAGCACUAAAGUCGGAAUCGAUGCACCCGACGCGGCAACGGACAAUGUCGACGACCGGCAAGAACGACGAUGCCCAACCGUUGGGGGUGAUGAUGCGGAAAUUCGAGUUCUGGUUGCAAUUUCAUCUGUGGGCGUUUCUCCCCGGCCUGCGCGCCGCUGUUCCCCCGCAGACAAUCUUGGGCAGCGAGGACAAUGCAACUUCCGCCGAAAAGGAAGCAGAGUUGGAGCUUAGUAAGUGGGCUGUGUUUCUGCACACAACCACCCACGCUCAGCGGACGCAGCCCUCCACAGGCGCGAACGCAGGACGCGACGCGGCUACAUUGUCUCGCGUGCUCAAAGGACAUGAUAAAGAUGGAGUGCUCAUUAUGCUUUGCCCCAUGCUCACCCUCGCCAUCAAAUUCCGAUGCUAGCUCACCUAAACACUUACUUAUCGUGCAAGUCGCGGAGCUCUCGGUCGGGUAGAAGUGGAGAUGCUUGAUAUGUUAUAUGCUCGGAACAGUUCUAACUGGAUGUAAACAUAGUAUCAGUUUUCUAUGAAGCCCAGCUUCCUGGCUGAAAAGUUCCGGUGCCAGCUGUCAUGCAAAAUGGAGGCUGGACCUUCACCUUCACCUUCCCGAGUGGCGAUUUCCACGUAGCGGCUGUUUUCAUUUUAUUCGAAGUUGUAAUCCGGCUCUCAUUAAGAUUAAGCAGGCACAGAGCUAAUAGGCGUGCUCAUUUCAAAUUAGGUGAGGGCAGCAUGGCGUUUUUUGAACAGGAUAUUGAUCGAUAUGGAAAGUGACCCAAAAAUUGUUGUCGGGCUUUUCACGACGUUAGCCGAUGUUGCCCUACACAACGCGCAUGACAGCCGUGAAAGUGGCAAGGCGCAGGUGAAGGAGACGGUCUUUCCGCCCAGCAUCUUGCGAGAGUUCUUUGCUCGCUUGUUGUCCCUCGGCGAGAAAUCUCGCCCGCUGCUUGAAUAUUUGGUAAAGAACCCCAAAGCUGUGUGCACCCUUCUUGAACGGAUGGAAGACGAGGAAAGCGGGUCCCUCAUGCGUUUGCUGACCGCGAAAAUCUUUCUCGAAGGUCUGCACGAUAGUACUGUACGACGCACUCGCAAACCAAACGGCUCGGAUAAUUCACAACAAUGUUUCGGGUCAGCUAGUCUAAUAAGAUCGAACGCCGAAGAGAGCGAAGAGAGCGACGGGACCAGCAGCGACAGCGAUAUGGACGAAACGAUCCACGACGUUUCCGCAUUCGAGUACUUCGUGAAAAAGCUGCUCGAGCUUCUCAAAGCCGGGCAGACACGACUUGACAAUAGUCUGCAACAACAAAGUGGACCGCGUAACCCGCGGCUCUUCAGUAAGUUUUUGCAAAGCGCCGUCUAUCGAUUCAAAUACCGCAACCGCGCCCAUUCUGGAUGGGGAUAUAGUAUGAGUGAAUGUUUACAGGAAAUUCUUGGCGCCACUGACUCAUUUAUGUCCUCGUGGAAAAGAUAUGAAUGCAUGGGCACCGAAAGCAAACAGUUUGGGUUUGCUCUUGACAGGCCUUUUUUGCGCCGCUAAUCUCUAUUUAAGUGCAAUGCAGCAUAUUUUCCCAAAUGUUGAAUGGGUGCUCUUUUCCAUUUGAUACAGUUUCAGAGGCGUAUGAGCAGGAGUAUGCGGCCCAAACCGCAUACCUGAGAGAAAAUGGCUAGCAUAGGCACUGUAUCCAUGACCAUGGAUGUACAACAAUGCAACGAGCACCACACUUCGACAGAAAUGUGCCUGCGUAGGCUCAUCAACUACACUUAUUUCUAACGGCCGAUGCCGCUGCGACGUAUUCAGUCUUGUAUAUACAGGUCUACUGUGCUAGCUCUUUUCUCAGUGAUAAGCGCCACCUCCUGCGGCCCACGAGGCACGACAAUUCAUCCAACAGCAUUGCGGUGCACCUAACGAAUAUUCAAACCGCGCUAGCCCAACUAAACGAGCAGGUCACACACAUUCCCUCAAGCCAGGUUCUCAAAUUCCAGGCUCAAUUGCACCAAGGAUCGCUUGCAGUAGCGGAGGAGCUUUUGCAACAGAAGCUGGACUCUAACCUGAGCGCCUUGCCAUCUGCUUCCGAGAAUGGGGAGCAAAGUUUUUUGGCUGACGAGGCCCGUCAGCUCUGGCAGGAUCGCACGUACGGACGGGCCCUGCAGGGGCGCAUUCUCCGCCUGAUUCGAGAAAAAAGCGACCUCAGUUUUUUGGUAAAUUUACUGCAAAGGAAUGACUGGCUUGCAGUGGGAGUACUAGACGAACGAAACAAAAAUGGCGCUACUGCUGCUGCUGUGGUGCCGGAUGUGUUUGGGGGAAUUUUUCAUGUAGCAGCGGACACAGCAUGCCCGGCCGAAAACGUAAACUAUGGCGCACAGCUAACCGGAUCUAGCAGUUCGCGGUUGUCCAGUCAACAAGCGACGGGCGCCUCUUCUGAUGAAAAUUUCGCCAACACAGCCUAUGUCAGCAUGAAUGUGCUUUGGACAGCUUUGGAUGCUGCGCUUUCCGAGGACAACGAGAUUGAACUAUUGCCAUGGCUUCAGAAGGCCAUGGAACCCGAAAUCAGGAAAGAGAUGAUCUCGGAGCAGGACCAGCCCUUCUGGCGUGCUGUCCGCUUUGCGGCGGUGCAACGAUACGUAUUUCAUCACAAUGUGAGCCCAAGCCCAACGGUGCUCGACAAGAUCUGGGAAAUCAUCAAACGCUCCGCUGAAAAGGAAAAACUUGACAUCUCAUCUGGAUUGCGCCGUGUGCUGAACUACUGCCGAAGCUGGGCCCAGGGUAUCAUGAGUAAAAGCCCCCCGCCGUCCCCAUGGGCAUGUUGCUCAAAGGAAGCUGGCUCGCACCUGAACAUGUGCACAAAAUCGAGUUGACUUGUCUUCCAAGACGUUCAGGUACUUAUCAGGCAUUUUUCACUUCCAAGCGAGGGCGACCCGUCGUACUAUUCUGUUAUCGUGCAGAUCUUGUAGGCGAGUGGUGGCUGCAGUGCCAAGGACUACUCAGCACGCGUCUGUUGAAUUGCCAUGGUUCUUCUGUGACCGACUGUAUGUAGCGCUAGCCAUGCUCAGAAUUAUGCCGACAAUUUUUCUUCUCUGUUCCAGGGCGGGGGAGGUUUUUUUAGUUUGAUACAGUGCGAAAUCACGUUCCCGCCAGAUGACGGCGUUGACGCCGACGGUCUACAGGAGCAAGUUGCGCAAUCUGGUUCAACAGGUGGGGUUGCGACGCAACGUCACCUGGUUGUUCACAAGUCUCAUAUCACAUAGAAAAGCAAACCCUACCGGCAAAAAGAGCUGCCUCGAUCAAUUGCGUUUUCGAUACUAGAUAUGUUUUGCAUUGAGUGCCCUGCUGUAGUAGCGCAACGCUGACAAAUCGGGACGUAUUUUCUGUCAUGUUAAACGAACACUGCUGAAAUUCGGACUAGCAGUCGGCAAUGCAAAAAUCCACAAGAAAUAUCUGUAGAGCUGUGCCCGAAGAGCGGUCUGGAAUGCACGAGCCGCUAGCACGUCGCUAAGACAGCAAAAAGCAUGCGGCUUCGGAGUCCGCGUGACCCGCUAAUUGCAGAAGGUGGCUGCGGGUUGCGAAAGGAAAGAGCGGGUCGCUUCGUAUUUCUGUUCGGCCUGAACAAAAUGUACUGGAUCUGAUCUGACGAGUUUGCUUUUCUCUGCGAUACUUUCCGCACGAGGAUCAGCAGCGCAAGUGGAAGGGACGCAUCUUGACGGGGAUGCCGACGACCGGCUUGCUGCGAUCUCGUUCGUGCUGCGUUUGGCGAUGGUUCACCUGCUUCCACAGAUGGAUGCUAUUACUACCGACCACGAAAUAUCUCUGCUGCACGCCCUGAGCCCCACGAAACUUACGAAUUACGACAAUCUCUGGCUGCCUGGAAUGUCUGGCUCCGAGGAUAUCGCAGCGGAGGUGUACACGGUGCAUCAGUCUCAGGUCGAAACAAAGUCGAGGCAUUAUCGCGGUGACGGAAGGUCUCAAAUCGAACGAAUUACUUCAAUUGUCCGCCACAGAGCCUGCAGGAGGUUCAUACAUGUCGGUGCUUGUGGUGGUUUAGGGAAUGACGAUGGGCGCCUUUGCACUGUUUGUGGCGGAAGGAUUGGCGGAGGUCACGGAGAAAUGACGGAUGCACAUGGCAACGAGUUGCCCGCUGACGACCCCAGAAAGAUCGGCACCUUGAGCAACGAGUUGGUGUACGGAACAGCGUACUUCAUCGACGUCAGGGGCAUUGGAGAAUCACGCGGGUCGAGUUUGGACGCGCUAAGGGAGGAAGGCCCCACGGGAGACGUGUUGGCAGACAAUGAUGGGAUAUUUGAUAGAGCGGCUAUUAGUUGGCAGCGCCAUUCAUCGCGGGCCCGGCGAAGUUUACCGGAAGACCGACGCGAGAGCGCGCUGAAAGAGAACGACUUCACGCCCGAAGAAGACCUGACUCGGCCGGAAACUGUGGCUCGCAGAGACUACAGCUACUCCCGUCUGUACUCUUGGGGGCCCCGGCGCGACGUAGGGCGUACGGAGCGGCAGCUACUCUUGGCGCUCGUGCACGCAAGCCGUGUGCUUACGGACAUCGUUAUUGGACCAGGUAGAAGCUCCGCGGAAUCUGGAAGUCUAUCUGCGCCAGCUGGAUCAAGCGGCGGUGACGCUCGUGCCUUUGGUCACAGUGCCGCAGUAGAUGAGCUGACUCAUCUCUCUGCUGCGAGUGAGGAUCUGCUGCUCGACGUGCGAUUUUUCCGGGAUCGGUUGCGCAGCGAAGACGGGGUAGAUCUGACGGCCCUUGGUAUAGCCGCGGUGUUUCAGCACGUUGCCAGUAAUAUCGAGAAGGCAGUGGACCUACGGGAUGUCGUCCGCCUUGACAAUGAGGCAAAGGCAGAGAUCGGCGCGACGUGGAACAACGACCCGAACGACCCCAAGAUUGCCUCAGUGUAUGAGAACCCCAGUCUGGCAACCAAUAAGCCUGAGGUGCGCACGAGCUCCGUCGCAGACUACCUUCCGUAUUUUCAAAGUUUCACUACAACGAAGCACCGGAGGUAUUGGGAGCGCGAGGCCCUUCGCCGCGUCGUGCGCCCAGUGCUUCCCGACUGCCCGGACGCGCAAAAGGCGAUGCUGAAGCCGUUCCAUGACGCAGCGACCAAGAUCUUGAAGGUGCAAGGACCUCCAAAACGGGCCCACCAAUGGUUGGAGGAGAACAAAAAGGCGGAGGGCGAAGCGUUUCAGGACUGGCCCGACCCGGCAGAAAGCGAGCAGAAAAUCGAGAGCCGUUUGGCAAGGGGUUUCGAAAUCGAAAACAUUGUUCGGGCGCGCCUUGAGGCUACUAGAAAUCGCCAUCUCUCGGACAGUACUGUAAAGCAGGUUGCACCUCUGAAAAUUUUUGGCACUUUAUUUGGGUCCUUCUCCAGUAACGCGACAAACUGGCGCAUGCAGCUCUUCAGAGCGCUGAAUGGACCCACUUUAAUCUUCCCGGCACUUCGCCUGUGGUCACAUCUAACCCAAUGCCUCGAGGCAAGCCGCUACUCCCCACGCAAAGCAUUUGGUGCUGUGCUCGAUGAUCUAGCUUCGCAAGGUCCCGAGAGAAACGGCGGCUUUACGGCUACGGACUUGCGCGCGGGAAAGAUCGCUGCCGCAUGUUUGAUCCAGCUCGCCGCCGACAAGAACGCACUUCCAGCGUUAGAGGGCGACAGCAAUACGACUUGCGUCGACUUUCUUCGCGUUUCAGGAGCGGGCGUUGAACCACGGAGCCGCUAUCUCAACAAGGUCUGGAGUCAAACCCUGCAGGAGCUGUUUGGGUUAGGUGGCAAAAUGGAAAAGGCGUUUCAAGAGGUGGUAAAUUUACAAAAUGAGUUGCUGGUCCAUGCUCGCCAGUCCGGCUACAUUUCCCCUGAAUCUUGGCGCAGCAAGCGACCACGUCCAUUGCAGUCUCUUUCUGCAGCAGACGGUGAUGGAGAAGUGUUUGGGACGCGCGACAGCUACAGGUUUUGGGAUGAGCUCGUUGCGCACGCCAACUUACACAAAACUGGGGUAGGCCGUGUGACAUUGAAUCAGGACGAGAACAAAGACGCCGAGCUUGUUGAGAGGUUGGAGCGCACUUUCUACGCUUUAUACUUGGCUGACCGGGGGUUGCUUGCAUUCCGCGAGGACGAAAACGGGAGCCAUGAUGUCCAAGGCGGCGCCACGAGCGAAGGUGGCUGGCAAGUUGAAGGAAUGGACGUGGCAGCACCCACUCCCAGUGGCGCGAUGGGCCCGAAUGCCGGGACCGACGAGUACCCCGAACUCAGGCAGCGUCUUCUCUUUGAUUUUUACGACGUGCCCGGCCCGCUCAAGUUGAUCAACGAGUUUUGCAAGGAGACGCUGACUGCGCCCACCGGGCAAGUUCCGGACCUGACAAUCCCGCUGAAGGAUAUUCAGACCAUCUCCGAGCACUUGCAGAAGCAGUUCCUGCAUGAACAUAGGCAGCGCGUAGCAGAAGGGGUUUCCGCGCAGAGUCGCGCACUGUUCGAAACAAGCGCGAAGAACAGGGAAGAACGCAUGAAGUGCGUCUCUGAAUGGAUUGCGCAGACGCAGCAACAGCCUGCCGGCGUCACAGAUGAAACGGCUCAUGCUCCCGAUGGCGAUCCUGUCGCAUCGCCGCGUGGCAUUGCCCAGGGGUUGCGCACUCGUGCCGAUGAGCCCCUAAGAGAAAACGCGCGCACUUCCGAGUUGGAAAGCGCGUGCUUCACGUCACCUGCAGUUUCGGAGUGGAAACGGUAUGCAACAACGCAGCUGCAGGAGUAUUUCAAGGCGACCUUGCACCUACAGCUGACCUCCGCCAGUCUGCUAAAGUAUUUUGAGGAUGGCAAGAAAAAAUGGAAUCAGAAAAUUACGGCAAGCCAAAUAUUCAUGUUGGAACGGUGGCUGCGCAUCAAAAAGCACAACACUGCCCGGACCUUUUUGCCUAGUUUUUUUUGGGCCGCGUUGCACGAGGAAUGGAAGACGGAGGACCCGGAAUUACCGGGCCAGGGUGCAGAUCAGGACCCGGAAGAGCGAGAAGCGAAGGUGAAAGAAAAGCUUCAGCACUACUACCACCAUUACCCGAGUCAUUUUUUUGAAAAAGCCUCAGGGCAGCAAUAUCUCGCCCGCGCCGCGGCAAGUUUCCUGCCGGAGCAGCACCGCCUGAAGUCACGAGCGGCAGGGAGAGCGUAUGGAAGUGGUCCAGAGUGGGAAAUAUUCAUGAAAGCGAGUAGAUGAGCAUACCACAAUGAGCAUGAUUUUUGACACUGUGCGUUAGCGUGAGUGUGUUAUUUCCGACCCAUCGACUGCUCUUUAUGGUAUUCUUCAUUCGUGAUCAUGCCGACGACGUGCAGACUUCUUCACUAAGAUGACUGCUCAGACUUCGACUUUUGAUUUUGCAUCGCACUCUAAUCAUUUCGGAAAGUACUUCCCAUCGCCUGAUAUGGCCUGCAUACUGAAGAAUACGAAUGCAUCUUGCAGAUCUGGCGCGGGCUGACACACGAGGCUGAACGCAACCCACCGGGGAUCUCAAACUCCUCCCAGAAGACAAGCAAAUUCCGUUAUGAACAGGCAGUCUCGGAACGCCGCAAAUACACGAAGAUGUUGAGGGACGGCAGUUCGGGUUCGGAUUCCGAAAGUGUCGAUGUCUCCUGCCUUUCGGAAGAAAACAAAGGCUGUGCACCCGACGACCCGGGCGAUAAGGCGCCCGGAAGUCCUGUAAUCUCUCCCGAGGAAGAGGGACGCUUGCCAGUUUCGCAGUACGUCUUUCGCCGUUGUGAGUCGCUCGGCUUGGAUGAGCGUAAGUUCGUUUGGGAAACAGCGAAGCGUGUCUUGGAGUCUGGCCGAGCUCAGCAAAUCACUUUGGCGCUGCACCACCUCGCCCAACAUUGGGUCGCGCACGAGACCCGCGUUGGCGAGAUCCCGAAAAAAGAUUUGAUACGACCAAAUAAUCGCUUCUUUGAACUGCGCGAUCUUUUUGUGCAGUAUUUCGCACUAGAGAAGGGACCUGAAGUCCUGGAAUACGCGGACGCGCUUUUUUUUCAGACCACUGGCCGAUCUGCGCAAGACGCCGAGCAGAGCGUGCGAAGCGCUCUCGGACGCAUCACCACUACUGCAAGCAAUCGACCCCCCAUUUCCAUACUCAAAAGAAUUUGCUAGAUCACAAAUCGUGUAAGUAGCUCGGCUCAGUACUCCUCAGACUUGAUGCGUCCUUUCCUUAUAGACACUGCCUCGCACGAUAACUGUGGUGGGUAGGGCAGCUUUGUUGUGUCAUAGUUGAAAAGGCGAAUUCUUGCGGCUUACUUGCUAAUUUGUUGCCACCGCGCUCGUUCUCCCCCUGCAAGGUAGGGCUCUCGGACACAAAGAGGUCACUUGCAUGCACAGGUCAUGAUCGGAAGCAUCCCGGUUGCGAAAAAACCAUGGAACGCCACGCAAAUUUUUCUAUAAGUAGUACUUAUGGGGCGGGUUUUUUCUUUCGCUUGAUACCCUCCGAGCUCUCACUGUGCCUGCUGGAGGAGCUUGUCCACAUUUUCGAAAAGGCCGAUGAUGGAAAGACUUCCGUGGCUCGCCAGCAGAUGGAGAUCAACUACAGCCGGGCUCGCGAGCAGCAAGAAAAAGCCAACGACCCAACACCAGUGGUCGAACUCGGGCGUCAGCAAUGUGAAACAGACCCUCCUAAUUCGUUUGAGGGCAGCAGUCAAGGUGUCUCUGUAGGAGAAACAAGUGCUGGCGUUGCGAGCGAUGAAGACGCAGAGGUGGUGGGCCAACAAGAGGCGGCACAGCAGGAAAACAUCGGCGAUCAGGGCGGCGACGCGGGGGUUAUGUUCCAAGCCUCUGCUGCCCGUGGCGUGCGACACCCAGCGGCCUGCUAUUCGCUGUCUUCCGGUGCAAGUUCAGUCGGCGGAGACGAGGACAUGGGCGUCACGAUGGACGAAGAUCAGUUACCACGAAGCCAGGACGCCACGGGCGGCGCCCCGCGGCGAUUCUCCUCGCCGACAAUAGAGGAAUCGCACGAAGCUUCUCCCGCUGAUUUUGACGCCAGGAAAAAGAAGCUCACCUACCUUGGCUUGUCGAAGACCGCGCAGGCGCCAAGGGCGGAAAGGCGAAGUGCGUUCCAGCAGAAGCCAGAGGUGUCGGGCGAUGCCGUUGUAAACCCAGGAACUACAACAACGAAGAUCAGGGGAGCAGUGCACACGCACCAACUAGGGAGAAGUUAUCAGGAAAAUUUCGAGGUGACCCAUAAGCCCCUUGUGGUUCCCGAAAAUAGGCUGGGGGAAGAAGUUCCUGUAACACUGGCAGGAGUAGCGAAUGCACGUGCAUUGUAUCAGCAUAUCGCUGCGCCCGCGCAAGAGCCUCCCGCAAUUCCACUGGAGGUUUUUCGGGACCACAGGGAAUACGCCAGCAUCUUCAACAGUGUACUCAUACGAUGGAAAGAAGCUUGGGGCCUCGCGGAGGCAAGCGACUUGUCCUCUACUCUGCCUCAGCCGUUGCGCGCUGUGCUAGACACCGUUCUCGAGAGCACUGUCGACGCGCACGCGAAGCCCGACAAGGCAGCAGCAUUCUUUGAGAUUGCUAAAGCCAAUGAGACGGACGAGAAACGCGCUUCGGAAAUUGCCAGUGCGAUCGAAGCAUAUACAAAUGCCGCCGUUCGACAGAGGGGGCGGGCCGAAGAAGAGGGCCGCGAAGCCGACCCAGACAAAACUCAUCCCCUCGCUGUCCAGCCAGAUGGGCCGGUAGACGUGUCCCAGCGUGAAGUAAGUAUGGAUGAGCUGCGUGGCCUCGCAGCGGAGGAGUUAUGGGGCAGUAUCUUCGCCAGUCGCGGCCCCGGUGGAAACUCCCAAGAAGUUGUACUCCUACAACUUCGCACGAGCCAUCCCGACUUCGUUGCGGAAUUCCAGCAGAAGAUGCUAGAAAUGAUGAGGACGCCUAGAACACGGACCAUGCUGGUGAGAUUUGCGGAGCUGCUUCAAGACCAGGCCUUAAACACCAAGUACUUCAAAGACAAGAUGAAGGGAGGAGCGGACUUUGAGAAUGGGGUCGCAAAGAUCGAGUCCAUGGAGGAACUGGCAAAGCAUCUACACCACAAGGUUCUCACGAAGCCGAGGCCUCAGUCGCAGGACCUGAAAGAUGCUUUCGAUGCGCUAUUCGCAGAACACGAAAAUGACCUUGGGCCACUGUUUGAGCUGCAAACAAUUGUGAGAAGACAUUUUCCAGAUGUAUUGUCACCUGCUCGAGGGCGGGCUGCCGAUCCUCAUGCGGCGAGCGGGAGUGAUAUUUACCUGCGCCCCGAGAUGCCCAAAAAAGGCGUAGAUAUUACUGCAGUAAAAAGGAGGAAGUGGUGGAUAUUCGCUGCCCGCAUCGCGUGGGCGAUGAGACUGCGUAAAUUUUCAAGUAAAUUCGCUUGGAGCCGCUUUCUCCAGAGUGAGGAAGAAGCUGGUCCCGAACUGCAGAUGGUUGAUCUUCAUAGAAUCACCCUCGAUCUGUACCGCCGCAGCUUGGAAAGGAUGUCGGACCUCGGGCUUUUGGCGCGAAAACGACAGCAAGCGAGCCCAGCUACUCAGUUGCUCAGGCUCCUGUGCAUCUUGCCGAAAGGAUAUGUCUUCGGGCCGGGUGGUCCCAAAGCAGCAGAUGUCGCGAAAAACCUAGAAAGUCUGAAGGGAAAUUUAGCAGAUGCCCGACUCGGGCUAGUGCCCGUCGUCUUAGGUAUCGUCGAAGGAAGUUCGGACGAAGUGACGAAGAAGACCAUUGCUGGGUACCUCCAGGUGACGAAGAUACAGAAGCUAGACCCGGUGCCGAUAGGCCGUGUUAAUUGCCAGGAGGACAAGGUCGCCGAGUCGGACAAUUCUCUGCCUCCUUCAGAAGGAGAGGAAUGCGAUGAGGACGAGGGCGCGGAGGGGGAUAGCGACGAUUCUCUGCGACCGGGAGAAGGGCUGGACACUGAGUCAGCAAUGUUGGCAGCCAAGAUGCAUACGCUUUCCCUCGUCUCUGAGAAAGGACUUGAAGACCCGGAGCAGUUUGCUUCUGGUGGAUGUGGAUCGGUUGCGCUGGGAGGCGAUCGCCAAGUGCCUCCAACCUUCACUGGGGGCGCGGAUCAUGCUCUGUGGGGUGCCAACAACUCGGCGAGAGCUAAUGAAGAGCAAUCUGCGGGGCACCACACUGAGCCUGGCCAUCCCACAGGAGAUAACACCACGGACGAUGUGGAUAUGUCAGGUCCAGAGUUUGACGGCGGCGGCGACAGCGCGCCAGCGCCGGAACAUUCAAGCAGUGUUGAAGCGAUUUUAGACGAGGAACGGAAACGGGACAUAGCGACGCACCCGGAGCGCCUUAAGCCAAAUGCAAAUUGGUCUACGUUGUUUGCAUCCAUUGGCGACCAUAACCGCCAAGAACCGCUGCUGGAGUACAGGGUCGUUCUACAGCCCGACGAGCUUGGAAGAGAGAAAACGGGCCAUCGCGCUAGCAAUGGUCGUGGCGAAGAAUUGAUGUAUUCAGAGACUGAGUUGCAGCGGCUGUUUGCUGGAGCGGUUGGAACUUUCGUCGACAGUUACAUAGCGCAGCAUGAACUGGAAGAAGACCACGCGCAGAAGUUGAAACAGCACCAGUCUCAGAUACAAAAUGAGUCGAAAGAGCAAUUGCUCAAUCUCUCCCAGAGCUCUUCGCGGGUUCCCUUUCUGUACAAUUAUCAAGCGCCGCUGCUGGAAGCGGAGCCGCCUCGUUGGCUGGAGCAGUACUGA
This is a messenger RNA of Amoebophrya sp. A120, 15649 nucleotides long. The record is from the annotation of a GenBank genome assembly. NCBI's taxonomy places the organism in Eukaryota, Dinophyceae, Syndiniales, Amoebophryaceae.